Messenger RNA from Corylus avellana, 2916 nucleotides. NCBI's taxonomy places the organism in Eukaryota, Viridiplantae, Streptophyta, Magnoliopsida, Fagales, Betulaceae. The record is from RefSeq and is a predicted model, not a curated record.
UGUUUUAAACCUAAAAGGCUGAAAGUCUAACAACCUUUACUCUGGCCGUCCGUUCAUCUCCCUCUCUCAAAUCGUCUCUCUCGUUCUCUCUUCCUCUCUCGAAUCGUCGUCCAUGGUGGUUCCGGUGAUCGCAGAAGUUAUCCUGAUUGUGGUGCGAUUGGAGGGCUGCAGCUCUUGAAUAUUAGCAGAAACAGUUUAGUUGGUCCUCUGCCCACGUUUCAUGUCCAUUGAAUUCAAAGAUAUUGUUAAAAUUGGACGCACUCACACUCAAGAUGCCACACCUUUGACUCUUGGGCAAGAGUUUAGUGGCUAUUCUACACAAGUGAAGUAUGGAAUUGACCGGGUCUUGUGCACUCUACCCCAAAUGUAUCAGGUUUGAUGUAAAGAUAGCUGCAGCAGUAGCUGACGAAACAAACUUACCAUUUGUCAUUGCAGAAAACAAAUUUGAAACUUUGAAAACUAAUAUGCACAGACUAGAGACAGAUACAGACAGACAAGAGGUGUCUUGCCUGAGACUGGACAUUUCGACCAACGUCAGCCUAGAUGGCGUCGAUGCCUCAUCCAUCAUUUCCAAAGCCACCUCCACCGUGGCCAAUCUCAUUGGCAAACCUGAAGACGUUGUGAUGAUUGGGUCGAAGGGUUCAAUACCCAGAUCAAUGAUAUCAUUUGGUUCAUUUGAUGGGAAUGAGGAAGCAUCAGCCUUUGCUGAGUUGGUGUCCAAUCUCGGCAUCAACUUGAAUACAAAGGAUAAGCUGAGUAGUGCAAUUGCCUCAAUUUUUGGGAGCAAUUUGUCCAUCUCCAAGACGAGAUUCUUUGUCAAAUUUUAUGACGAGGGGUCAACCUCUGGAACAGCAAAUCAUGAGAACACAGCCAUAGUUUCCAUGGUAAUGGCUGAUUUUUGAGGGUGUGAAUCUGAGAUUUUUGAGGAUGAGGAGCCGUUGCAACCGUCUGCGUCUGAAAUGGAUGAGCCAAAUGAGUCGUUGCAGCCACAUGCUCGAGGGUGUGAGGAUGAGGAUGAGGAUGAGCCCGCCGUAACAGUGCUAGUGUCAAUUCCCCCUCAGACGCUGCACUCGGCUCGAGCACAAGCGGCAGCAAAUGAUGGCUGCUGAGCCACAAUUAGUCAUUGGCGAAAACACUCCGUUGCAGCGACUCGUGGCAGUUCAGGGGUCAAUUCCCCCCAAUAGACGCACUACUUGGCUCGAGCUCAAGCGACAACUAAUGAUGGCUGCUGAGCCUAGCCGUUGGCGAACACACUCAUUUGCAGCAAUUCGUGGCAGUUCAGGGGUCAAUUCCCCCCACUAGACACAUCAAUCGGCUCAGGUGCAAACUGCGUGUUCCAGUAGUUGAACAUUAUGAGGUACAACGCAAGCGCAAGGCCAGGAAAUGCCCAGUGGGUGCUGAGGAUGCUUCUGAAAAUCAACCCAAUGCUGAAGAUGCCAAUGCUGAGGAAGUGGCUCUGGGUUGUGUUCAUCCUAAGGUUCAUCAACAUCAUUCCUCGGGCAUGUGGAAGAUUCACCACCAUCAUUUCUCAAGCGUGUGGAUGAAAAAGUAUUAAUGGAUAUGAAAAAGGUCUUGAGUAUCCAAGCAUGGCACUUGAUGAGGCAAUUGUUCAUCUUCAAAACCUAUUUACCUACUCUGGAGGUCAUGUAGUUAGAUGGAAUGAUGGAGACUCUAGUAAGGCCCAUGGAACUGCUAAAUUUAUAAAAAAAAUUAAUAUCGAGUUUUAUGCAGAUUUUCUGAAGUCUUCGAAGGGGAAAGACAAAGAAGUUGUUGAGGACACUCAACAUCAAUGGUUUAAUUGCUGUGUUGAUCCGGUUUUCACAAUAAGCAAGCAUAUUCCCAAUGGAUACAUAGAAGGACGUGGUGGUUCUUCAUCAGUGAGUUUGGCCAAAAAAAAAAAUAUAUAUGGAUAACAUCAUCCAGGUCUGUUCUAUUCUUGUUUGAUUUGCUUGUCAGAUUAUUAAUGUCUUCUAAUGUCUUCUUGCUUUGUUUUCAGGCGAUGGUGAAUAUUCUACACAAUAUACGUAUGAAAAUUUGGGCAUCAAUACGGACACAUCCACACGCCCGAGGAAUGAUGGUGGUGAAUCUUCCACACGUGUGGGAAUGAUGUUGAUGAACCUGAGGUUGAACACAACCCAGAGCGACUUUCUCAGCAUUGGCAUCUUCAGCAUUGGGUUGAUUUUCAGAAGCAUCCUCAGCACUCACUGGGCGCUUCUUGGCCUUGCGCUUGCGUCGUACUUGAUCAUGUUCAACUACUGGAACACGCAGUUUCCACCUGAGCUGAUUGCUGCGCCUGGUGGGGGAAUUGACUCCUGAACUGCCACGAGUUGCUGUAACAGUAUUUUCGCCAACGGCUGAUUGUGGCUCAGCAGCCAUCAUUAGUUGUCGCUGGAGCUCGAGCCGACUAUUGCGUAUGUUGGGGGAAAUUGACUUUGAACUGCCACAUGUUACUGUAACAGAGUGUUUUCGCCAAUGAUUGAUUAUGGCUCAACAACCAUCAUUUGCUUGUGCUCGAGCUGAGUGUUGCGUCUAAGGGGGGAAUGACACUGGCACUAUUAUGGCAGGCUCAUUCUCAUCCUUACACCCUCGAGCAUGUGGUUGCAACGACUCAUUUGGCUCAUCCAUUACAAACGCAGGCGGCAGCAACGCUCCUUAUCCGCAAAAAUUUCAGAUUCACACCCUUGAAACUCAGCCAUUACCAUGGGAACUAUGACUGUGUUCUCAUGAUUUGCUGUUCUAGAGGUUGACCUCCACAAAAAAAAAAUAGAAAUGCAGAUGGUUGUAAACAACAUAUUCUUGAGUUUGAUGUAAGGAAAAAUGCAAUGAGAAAGAUAGCUUACCUCGACAUAAAAUUGGACGAAGAAUUUUGAUGUAAAAAAUUCUGAGAGAGAUAACAUAUUUCUCGGUCAACUUUCC